GUGGUCGGCGCGGUGGGUGCAGUUGCCCCGGUCCCGAGCACACAGCCCGUCGCCGCUCGCUUCCUUUUCCCUUUUUUCCUUCCCCUUCCCGCCUCGCCAAUGAAACUGGCCGCGAUGAUCAAGAAGAUGCGUCCCAGCGAGUCGGAGCCGAGCAUCCCGGCCAAGAACUGCUACCGCAUGGUCAUCCUGGGCUCCUCCAAGGUGGGCAAGACGGCCAUCGUGUCGCGCUUCCUCACGGGCCGCUUCGACGACGCCUACACGCCCACCAUCGAGGACUUCCACCGCAAGUUCUACUCCAUCCGCGGGGAGGUCUACCAGCUCGACAUCCUCGACACCUCCGGCAACCACCCCUUCCCCGCCAUGCGGCGCCUGUCCAUCCUCACAGGAGACGUCUUUAUCCUGGUGUUCAGCCUGGAUAACCGAGACUCCUUCGAGGAGGUGCAGCGCCUCAAGCAGCAGAUCCUGGAGACCAAGUCCUGCCUGAAGAACAAGACCAAGGAGAACGUGGAAGUGCCGCUGGUCAUCUGCGGCAACAAGGGCGACCGGGACUUCUACCGGGAGGUGGAGGCCCGGGAGAUCGAGCAGCUGGUGGGCGGCGACCCCAAGCGCUGCGCCUACUUCGAGAUCUCGGCCAAGAAGAACAGCAGCUUAGACCAGAUGUUCCGGGCCCUCUUCACCAUGGCCAAGCUGCCCAGCGAGAUGAGCCCGGACCUCCACCGCAAGGUCUCCGUGCAGUACUGUGACCUGUUGCACAAGAAGGCCCUCAAGAGCAAGAAGCUGCUGAAGGAGGGCGGCGGCGGAGAGCCGGGAGAAGCGUACGGCAUCGUGGCCCCCUUCGCCCGCCGGCCCAGCGUCCACAGCGACCUCAUGUACAUCCGAGAAAAGGCCAUCGGGGGUGGCCAGGCCAAAGACAAGGAGCGCUGCGUGAUCAGCUAGGAGCCACCGAUUAGCUUCUCCCCUGUAACUAAAGCGAAGAGGUUGUUUGUUGUUUUUUUUUGUUUAAAGAAAAAAAAAGACACUCUGGAAGCCCAGAGUGGCAUGGGCUCCGGGGUGGCAUCUUCCUCCCUGCCCAGGGGUUGCUUUCCACCUGCCCCUGCCAUGCUAUGGUGGGGGGGGA
Messenger RNA from Tachyglossus aculeatus (Australian echidna), 1117 nucleotides. RefSeq names its product ras related dexamethasone induced 1 (gene RASD1). Gene Ontology annotation, molecular function: GTPase activity; GTP binding. The transcript has 2 exons. Bases 100 to 936 code for a protein of 278 amino acids. The record is from RefSeq and is a predicted model, not a curated record. Lineage: Eukaryota; Metazoa; Chordata; Mammalia; Monotremata; Tachyglossidae.